CGAAACAUCCUCAAGGUGGAUCGGAAGGUCUACUUUGAUUCUCCGAAAAUUAAAUUUUGUCUAUUUUCGAAACUUUAAUAUGAAUCCAAAAAACAUAAUUUUUUCACAAUUUAUGAUACAACAGGCGGUGAUGGGCGUGAAAUUGCCUUUCAUGCACAGAUAUGAGUUUCAAAAUGUAAAACGAAUGAUUCGGAGUUUUCCAAAUUUUCGUUCGUUGACAAGCAGAAUUCGGCAUUAGAAAUAAAGCCCUAACGUCUUGUACUAGUAGAUCAUUAGAAUAUGUGAUAAUUGAUAUCUCUUUAUCCUUAAACGAAUCCUGAUUGUUCCUUCCAGGAUCGGCUCAAAUACCUGGCUUCAACAUCCCAGCUAUCAUUAGGGUGGAUCGCAACUGGUUCGUGAUGUCCACCGAUCCUGUUGGCUCGGUUGUCACCAGAGUUCACCGCGAGAGGACCUGGAACCAGAAUGUGACUUUUGGACUCGAUACCACCGGGCCACCGGCUCCAUUCACUAUAGACCCUGAUACGGGCGUCGUGACUGUCAACGACACGCUUAAAGAUAAGGAAAACUGUUCCUACUCACUAUGGGUGACGGCAUUCGACGGUUUCAUACCGCAACGCACCGAAGUGUUAGCUACAAUUACAGAUAAUUUGGGACAGCGACCGAUACCCCAUCCUCCACCACCAUGGCCGAACUAUCAUAUACCACCGCUGCCUCCACCAGAUUACCAAAGUACAACGCAAAGCUCAACCAAAGCGACCGAAACUCUUAUAGAAGAAAUCACAACAGUACCUGAUACAACAAUAGUCACAACGCUAAGUCCAAACAAAAAACCAGAAAAUAUCCCUCAAGAACAUAGCACGAUGAAAACAGUUAACAUUGAUGAAAACAAGAAUGUAUCAGAUGCCACUGAAGAAUCUUCACUAGGAAGCGACGUCCCAUUAACAGUUAUACCUGUGAUUGCUAUUGGUGGCCUUGUGGUUAUUGUGGCUGCAGUAAUAUUAUUUGUUUGGAAGAAAAAUAACAGUUCAACUAAGACGAAAAGCAAAAAGGAUGACAUGAGCAAAGACUCGAGUGGUAUAGUCCUCCAAGACUCAUCGGUAAACUUGUGGAACCGACCGCGGACUUACUCCAAUCGUUAUGAAUGCUGGGACAACAACCAUUUGCAGCUGUCUGAUGAAACCACAAUUACAAAAGAGGAGCCUUCGGAUGAAUGGGAGUUUCCCCGUCAUCGUCUAAGAGUGUUCAACAUUAUCGGAGAGGGCGCAUUUGGUCAAGUGUUUCGAGCUCAGGCUAUAGACAUAGAUGGCAAGAAAGGUGAACAAAUUGUAGCUGUGAAAACACUCAAAGAAAACGCAUCCGAAAAAGAGAAGACGGAUUUAAUUCAAGAACUAAUAGUAAUGAAGAAUCUAGGAACUCACCCAAAUGUGGUGAGAUUAAUCGGAUGUUGUACAGAAAAGGAGCCAACUUUGGUGAUUAUGGAGUUCGUGAGCGUUGGCAAACUGCAACAAUUCCUCCGCGACUCGAGAGCAGAACGCCACUACGGAAACACACAUGGUAGCCAGUUCCUUACUUCCAGGGACCUUACGCACUUCGCCUUCCAGAUUGCGAGGGGAAUGGAAUUUCUCAGUUCUAAAGGGAUAAUACACAGAGAUUUGGCAGCUCGUAACGUUUUGAUUACUGAAGAAAGAACGUGUAAAGUAGCUGAUUUUGGACUCGCUAGAGAUGUCGGUGGUACACACGUUUACGAGAGGAAGAGUGACGGCAGAUUACCUAUAAGAUGGAUGGCGCCAGAGUCCCUUUACGAUGAUAUAUUCAGUGUAAAGUCCGACAUUUGGAGUUUCGGUGUGCUUCUAUGGGAGAUCGUCACUCUCGGCUCCACUCCGUACCCUGGCAUGUCAGCUGGCGAUGUUAUGAGAAAGGUUCACAGUGGAUAUCGUCUGGAAAAACCAGAACAUUGUCGUCGGGAGCUGUACAAUAUAAUGUAUUACUGCUGGGAAGCUAAACCUACUGACAGGCCCGACUUCAAAGAAGUUGUCGCCAUGCUGGAACGUCUACUAUGUACUGAAACAGACUAUAUCGAACUAGAAAGGUUCCCAGACCAUUCUUAUUACAAUGUGCAGCAUUUAGACGGUGAAAAAUUGUAAUGAUAAACGAUUAUCCAAAAAAUAUGUUUAAGUUACUUUUAUUUGAUCUUUGAGGACCACUUUAUUACUAGCAUAAUAAUAAUUACUUAAAUUAUCUCUGUAUAUUUAAAACUUCGCUAAUGAUUUAUUGAUAUUAUAUAUUAUAUUGAUACAUAUUUUAAUAUAUGUUAAAAGUUUAUAACAUUCAUUGGUCCUGAUAAGCUUUUUCAGAAAAAAAUAAUUUAAAAGGUUUUCAUAGUAUUUUUAUACUACAUUAACGUUUAAACCUAGUGAGGAAAUAGAAUCUCAUUAAAUAUAUCGUGGUCUUUAUAAUAUAAUUAUUAAUGUUAUAAUAUUUUAAUUUUAUGAUAAAUCUAAAAACUGUUUAAAAAAUUAAGGCAAAUCUCUUUUAUGACAUUUAUUUGUAAAUAAACGACAUGCAACAUACAAUAAUCAUGACUAAAAUACAAUUUGUGUACCUACACCAGCAAAUGAGGUUAUUACACAAUGUCAAAUAUGUGCUAUCAAUUUUUAAACGUAACCAUGUAUCAUGACUUAUAA
This is a messenger RNA of Diatraea saccharalis (sugarcane borer), 2684 nucleotides long. Lineage: Eukaryota; Metazoa; Arthropoda; Insecta; Lepidoptera; Crambidae. The record is from the annotation of a GenBank genome assembly.